Bacillus rossius redtenbacheri is the source of this 4041-nucleotide messenger RNA. It is a transcript of the gene Dyrk2, whose product is annotated as dual specificity tyrosine-phosphorylation-regulated kinase 2. Gene Ontology annotation, cellular component: cytoskeleton; nucleus; cytoplasm. Gene Ontology annotation, molecular function: protein serine/threonine kinase activity; ATP binding; protein serine/threonine/tyrosine kinase activity. The transcript is spliced from 11 exons. Gene Ontology annotation, biological process: peptidyl-serine phosphorylation; peptidyl-threonine phosphorylation. Lineage: Eukaryota; Metazoa; Arthropoda; Insecta; Phasmatodea; Bacillidae. Bases 418 to 2199 code for a protein of 593 amino acids. The record is from RefSeq and is a predicted model, not a curated record.
UUAGUCGGCCGGCCGCUUCCGCGCGCGUCGGAGCUAGCAGAGAGUGUGUGUGAGUUAGUGAGUGUCCCGCGAGUUGUCUUUGGCCUUCCCCCGUUUUAGCGAGCCGUCAAGGCGGGGCAGGCAGGACCCGCACCGCCCCAUGGUGACCUCGCAUGGGGUCGUACCACACGUAUCCGUGGUACCGGGGUCAGCGCCGUUGGGGUCGCUCGGGCCGUUGCGCGGCAGCGGUAGGGAGAGUAGCUGCUGCCACCCCUCUCUGACUGUCGGUGUUGUGGUCUCCUCUCUCUUAGCGUAGUUCUUGUAGACAGCUCUCCUCCUCCUCCUCCUCCUCCCUCAUCCCUCACACCCGCCCUUCUAAAGAACGAAGAGCCGGACGCUGUCGACAGCAGGAAAAGGCUGCUCCACAAGUUGGCAGCCAUGACUACCUGCUCCCUGUUGCACGUGAAGAUAUCGAACCUAAGUCCCGGGUCCCUCCACCACAAGGAUGUGCUGUCCAAAUACGGCGGCGGCGGCGCGCCCGGCUCGAAGGGCGGAUCUGGAGCCAAGCCGCAGCUCUCGUCUGUCCGGAACGGCCUCCCCUCCAAGAACAGCCUGCUGCACCCGGAGGGCCCGCAUCACAAGCUGCCGUCGCUGGGGGCGGCCACUCUGCGAGCUAGCUCAGCCGCCGCGCCGCCCACGCCCGUGUCAGCGGGCCUGCCGCCCGUGAUGCCCGUCGCCUCCAACGGCAACUAUCACCACCACCAAUCCGCGUCGUCCAACAACAACGAGAGGCUCGACCCGCACGGCAAGAAGCUGCCCUUCACCCCUCAAGAAGCCCUUAAGUUGUACGGCAGUCGCCUGACUCAGUAUGAGAGGGUGGAGAUAGAGGAGUACCCAGACGUCUGGUAUCUGGGCCUGGAUGCCUGCAAGAUCCACGGGGACCCACAGAACGGAGAGUUUGACGACGACAACGGUAGCUACAAUAAGGUUCUUCAUGACCACAUAUCAUUCAGGUAUGAAAUCCUUGAAGUCAUCGGCAAGGGGAGUUUUGGUCAAGUAAUACGGGCUUUGGACCACAAGACAAAUCAACAUGUAGCUAUCAAAAUAAUAAGGAACAAGAAAAGGUUCCACCAUCAGGCACUGAUAGAGGUUCGCAUACUGGACGAUCUGCGCAAGAAAGACAAGGACAGCAGCCACAACAUCAUCCACAUGCUGGAGUACUUCUACUUCCGCAACCACUUGUGCAUCAGCUUUGAGCUCAUGAGCCUGAACCUGUAUGAGCUGAUCAAGAAGAACAACUACCAGGGUUUCAGCCUGUCGCUCAUCAGGCGGUUCGCCCACUCGCUGGUCCAGUGCCUCAAGCUGCUGCACCGGGAGAACAUCAUCCACUGUGACCUGAAGCCGGAGAACGUGUUGCUCAAGCAGAGGGGCAGCAGCUCCAUCAAGGUGAUAGACUUCGGCAGCUCCUGCUACUUCCACCAGAGGAUGUACACAUACAUCCAGUCAAGGUUCUACCGAUCCCCGGAGGUCAUUCUGGGCCUGCCGUACGGCACGGCCAUUGACGUUUGGAGUCUCGGCUGCAUCCUGGCAGAGCUGUACACGGGCUACCCGCUCUUCCCCGGAGAGAACGAGGUGGAGCAGCUGGCCUGCAUCAUGGAGGUGCUGGGGCCUCCCCCCAAGGAGGUCGUGGCCAACGCGUCCCGGCGGCGGCUCUUCUUCGAUUCUAAAGGCAACCCAAGAUGUGUGACGAACAGCAAGGGUCGCAAGAGGAAGCCAGGGUCCAAGGACUUGGCUUUGGCUAUUCGGUGCAAUGACCCGGUGUUCGUGGACUUCGUGGCCAGAUGUCUCGAGUGGGAUGCCAAGAAGCGACUGACUCCCGAGGAGGCACUUCGCCACGAGUUUCUGCAGUCGGCGAUGCCACAGCACGAGCUGCGGAGGUCUCCGUCAGAGUCGGCCACCAACCACGGCAGGCGGCACGCCGGUGACCCCACGACGGAUGCCCAGCAACAGUACUCGCUGUACAGGCUGUACCGUGGGAAGAAGUCCUCCUCCAAGCUCCCGGAGAGUGACCAGCCAGACCCCUCACUGACCAAUGGCAAGCCUGCCAAGCUGAACGGCCUAGCCGGCACCAACGGCAGCAACCGCACCAUCACCGACCUCAUGGCGAACCUGGACACGAAUCUCGAUGACUCGGGGACUUUCCUGCCGCCAAUCCUGUGAGCCACGGACGCUAGUGACUUCUCACGUCGUUAGUUCCCUGGGAAUCAUCCCGUUUACCCCAUCCGUUAGGUACCGAGGCCAUUUUGUCGCAGUUUGGGGUUGCACCCUUGUUCACUGCGUGGCAUUAGCUCCUGGUACGUUCCCUAGCUCUGUGUCUUAGUGCAGUACGUGUUACUUGCCAAGAACUUUCAGAAGAGCCCUUGAUCUCAUGUGAUCAUUCAUUGUGAUAAGAGACAUUAUGGCAUUUAUAUGAUUAAUGUUUUAACGAGUUUAUAUUUACUGUCCUGUUUCCCUCCCUCCCUCCCCGCAUCAAGUACGUACAUGUCCCGUCUUUGAAAUUGGCGUUGUCAUAGUCGUGUGUGAAUGUUGACUCUCGUGUGUGUUCCUUCAGAUGCCAAUAUUUUAAUGUUAAGAUUUGAUUGUUGGAGCUCAGUUCGCUUGUAUUUCUAGUUUUUAAGGCAUCAGCAAUCCUGUCCUCCAGUGGUCAGUUGCUAGAUAUUGUAUGUUAUUAGUUCCUUAAGCAAUUUGUCAUGGUUUUUGUAAUGAAUAAGUUAAUAUCACAUGAUUACAUAGUGGCCUAAACAAUAAUUUACUAAUGAAAAUUGUUCAGAUCAAACAAGCAGUUUGUAUAAGACCUGCCUACAUUUUUUUUAUUUUUAGAUUAUGGUAAUUUAGUCAGUAGAACUUGCACCUUAACAUUUCAGUCUUUCAGUACUCAAUAUAAAAUGUAUAAGCAUAACAAUAUAACUUGUUCAUAAUUAUGUACACUUUGGUUGCUAUAAUCUUUAACAAGGACUUGGUUACAUGAAUGUAGGCAUCCCGGUAUGCUUUUCGUGUACUGGUGCAAGUCGUUCAUGGAGUUAAGGAUUUUAUUUUAAUGUAUGCUAUUUAGUGAAAAUUAUGUGUUGAAAUUAUUUAAAUCCAUGAGUGGCUUGUGCAACUAUAAUCAAGAGGGGAACAUUGUUCACAUAUUCAGUUUUAUUUAUUCAGUAUUGGUACAAGUCUAGAACUACGUAUAUCAAUUUCAGAACAAUAGUUUAUUUUUAUAUCCUCUCAUUGUUUUUCAGGAUUGAUAUAAUUUCAUCCCAUUUUGGUUAUUUUACUUCAAUUUAAAAUAAAUUUGUUUAGGUCCACAUUAUUUCUCCAUUUAUAAGUGUUUUACGAAGACAACUUUAAUUUACACAUUAAUUUCACAAAUUUCUUUGAACUCAUUUAAUACAAUUGUAGAAAACUGUUUAUUUUUACUGACCUGCCAUUUUACAUUUCCUCCGGUUACUGAAUAAAAUGUUAGAAUUAAUUUUUUGUCUCCCCAGGAAUCUAUAAUUUAAAUUUUGUACUGAAUUCACUUGUAUUAAAACAUUUUUUUUAUACUCGCAAUGUUAUUUUGCUAUGCAGUGAUAUCAGUAUCCAUCUGAUACUUAAGUCAUGAGCUUUGGUAGUUUUAGUGUGUGAUAAUCAUUUUGUUGUGUUUUAAUUUAUGUAGAGUUAAGGUAAAGUAGGUUUUUAAAGAAACAUUUUAUUGCAUUUUAUGUUGUACAUAAUUUUUAUGAAUAUACAUUAAUUUGUGCAUUUAAAUUUUUUUACGACAAGUUUUAGCAUAUUUAUCACAGCCUUUUUCUUUGACUGGUCUGAAACUUGAAUUUGCUGUAGCUAAGAUGGCAAGACCAAAUAAACCCAGUGAUUUUAAUCCACUUGGAAUGUUAAUGAGCCAUUGUGUUUUAGAAGAAUUUUGGUUUUCAAGUUGAGACAUUAUAUGAGAGUGUUUUUACAUAGUUACUAAAAUAUGACUUGUACCAGCAAGUGUGCAGACAGUAAUUUACUUGAAUAAAUGUUGUGAGAUUA